AUGUCGCUACGAGAACAGCUUGUCAGUCGCAGAAGCAGCAAUUCUUGCGCAGUAGCUUCACCCCCGCCAUCUUUGAUUAGGGCAAAAUCUCCUCGGUUUCUCCAGCUGCCACUUAAGUCUGCACUGAAAACCCCGCCGCCGCCGCCGCCAGCACCAUGGCAACAGAAGAACCUUGAAGGAUAUGUGGGGUUUGCAAAUCUCCCCAAUCAAGUUUAUAGAAAAUCUGUGAAGAGAGGGUUUGAAUUCACACUCAUGGUAGUAGGUGAAUCUGGAUUGGGAAAAUCAACACUAAUCAACUCAUUAUUCCUGACGGACUUAUAUUCUCCAGAGUAUCCAGGACCUUCCCAUAGAAUUAAAAAGACAGUACAGGUUGAACAGUCUAAAGUUCUAAUUAAGGAAGGUGGUGUUCAGCUGCUACUAACAAUAGUUGACACACCGGGAUUUGGCGAUGCAGUGGAUAAUAGCAAUUGCUGGCAGCCAGUUAUUGACUACAUUGACAGUAAGUUUGAAGACUAUCUCAAUGCAGAAUCACGUGUGAACAGACGUCAGAUGCCAGACAACAGGGUGCAGUGUUGCUUAUACUUCAUUGCUCCUUCAGGACAUGGACUUAAGCCUUUGGAUAUUGAGUUUAUGAAGCGCUUACAUGAAAAAGUGAAUAUCAUUCCUCUUAUUGCCAAAGCAGACACACUUACACCUGAAGAAUGCCAACAGUUUAAAAAGCAGAUAAUGAAAGAAAUCCAAGAGCAUAAAAUUAAAAUAUAUGAAUUCCCGGAAACAGAUGAUGAGGAAGAAAAUAAGCUGGUUAAAAAGAUAAAGGACCGUUUACCUCUUGCUGUAGUUGGUAGCAAUACUAUCAUUGAAGUCAAUGGCAAAAGAGUUAGAGGAAGGCAAUAUCCUUGGGGCGUUGCAGAAGUUGAAAAUGGUGAACACUGUGACUUCACAAUUCUAAGGAACAUGUUGAUAAGAACUCAUAUGCAAGAUCUGAAGGACGUAACUAAUAAUGUCCAUUAUGAGAACUACAGGAGCAGAAAAUUAGCUGCUGUUACAUACAAUGGAGUUGACAACAACAAAAACAAAGGGCAGCUAACAAAAUUUGACACAGUUGAAGGCAUGAGCCCUCUGGCACAAAUGGAGGAAGAACGGAGAGAGCAUGUGGCAAAAAUGAAGAAAAUGGAGAUGGAAAUGGAGCAAGUAUUUGAAAUGAAGGUCAAAGAAAAAGUUCAGAAACUGAAGGAUUCUGAAGCUGAGCUCCAGCGGCGUCAUGAACAAAUGAAAAAGAACUUGGAAGCCCAACACAAAGAACUGGAGGAAAAACGCCGCCAGUUCGAGGAUGAAAAGGCAAACUGGGAAGCUCAGCAGCGUAUUUUGGAACAACAAAAUUCUUCCAGAACUUUGGAAAAGAACAAGAAGAAAGGGAAGAUAUUUUAAAUAUGCUUACUGACCACCAGUGAUAUAUUAGUUGCCAAUAUUCCAGCCUGGACAUCAGUGUGUGUUGGAUCUGUUUGACCAAUCUUGCACCAGUUGUAUCCAUUUCUAUGGAUUUAACAGCAUGACAAAAUAUUUGUUUAUUUUGAUGGCAAUUGAGAUGCCUUGAAUUGUUUAAGGUGUUGUAUACUUAGGAAAACAGAAAAGCUCUAAGUACCCUUUUUAAAAAGUCAUUUUAAUGCAGAAGAACAUUUUACUGUUGUACAAUCAUGUUCUGGUGGUUUGAUUUGUUUACAGAAUAUUCCAAUAUACAAGGACUUGGGAAGGUUUUCCAUAAGGAUACAUUGCCAUAAUAUAAUAUGAACUAUGCUUCUAUUACAAAAAAUUCCAUUCAGUGCAGCAUAUAUAAUAAUGUAAUUUAGUCUAACACAGUUGACCCUAUUUUUGACACUUCCAUUGUUUAAAAAUACACAUGGAAAGACAAACAUAUAGGCUUAUGGUGCACCUAAAAGCUUUUUAUAACAACCCUUUUUUGUUUUGGAUUCUUUGAAUAUAUGCUAUUCUCAUUUAGUAACUACUUUAGCCAGAAUAAUUUCAUUACUGCUUCAUUUUUGUAAUAACAUAUAAUUUAGAUAUUUUUCCAUAUAUUGGCCCUGCUAAAUAGAAUGUAGUUUCUUUCAUACGGUAGGAACCAGUGAAUAAAACUUUUCCUUUAACUCCCUUUUUACAUUUUAUGGUAAGUAGCAGGAAAAUGCAUUUAUAGGUCAUUUCUAGGAAAAAUUGUGGAGUUAACCACCAACCUGUUUCUACCUGUGUGCAGUCUGUCUUCUACUAGAAAUGAGAAUCAUGGCCUCUUGAGAAAAGUUACCAUUUUGCAUUUAGCUGUAUUCAUAUACUGCAUUUCUGUAUUUUUGUUUGUAUUGUAAAAAGUCACAUAAUAAACAAUGUUGUGAUGUAA
Messenger RNA from Hemicordylus capensis (graceful crag lizard), 2383 nucleotides. RefSeq names its product septin 7 (gene SEPTIN7). Gene Ontology annotation, molecular function: GTPase activity; molecular adaptor activity; GTP binding. The transcript has 15 exons. The record is from RefSeq and is a predicted model, not a curated record. Gene Ontology annotation, biological process: cytoskeleton-dependent cytokinesis; cilium assembly. Lineage: Eukaryota; Metazoa; Chordata; Lepidosauria; Squamata; Cordylidae. Bases 1 to 1428 code for a protein of 475 amino acids. Gene Ontology annotation, cellular component: septin ring; septin complex; microtubule cytoskeleton.